GUUAUUGGGCUUCUAAAAAGCCAUCAGCUUCAAAAAUGUCAUCACAGUCAAAGCUUCAUGUAUCCACGAUGCUUGCUAGUUUUAACUUGUAUGUUCCAAGUGACAUGAAGCGCAGGCCACGAUCACUGCAAUUUUUGGAGCAGUGGAAAGCGGUUGAGUUUAGGAACUUUCUACUGUACUAUGGACCACUUGUCCUCCAAGGAAAUUUGGAAAGAAAGUUUUACGACCAUUUUAUGAAGCUUAGUGCUGCUAUUGCUAUCCUUGCAUGCCCAGAUUACGCAGUGCACAACGUGGACUUGGCGGAGCACCUUCUUCAAGAGUUUGUAGCUGAGGCUGGCUCCCUAUAUGGAAAGGGGAUCUAUGUCUAUAACGUGCACUCAUUGUUGCAUCUAGCUGACGAUGCCAGAAGAUUUGGCCCUCUUGAUGACUUUUCAGCCUUCGUUUUUGAAAACUUCCUUUAUAAACUUAAGACCCUAGUAAGGACGAAGGCUCGAGCUCUUCAGCAGGUUAUCAAGCGCCUCAGUGAGAAACGCUUUCUUAGUAAUGUUUCCACAGGUUCUCUCAAUUCAUACCCAAGACUGUCAGGAGAGCACUCUAAUGGACCUGUGCCACCAGGGUUUCAAGGCAGACAGUACUCUUUGCUAGAGUUUGAAGGAACUGUGCUAAAGCUUGGCAGGCUGGAUAAUUGUGUCCAGCUUAAAGAAGGUCACAUUGUAUUAGUAACUAAUAUGUUGCAAUCGGUGUCGGGGGCCAGCAUCUGUGGGCACUAUUUCACAACUUUGGCUGACUUGUAUUCGCAACCAUUGCCGUCUUCAGAGCUCCUGGUUUUUGCUGCUAAAGACCUUUCACAAGAUCUUUCUGUGUGGCCUGUUGAUGAAAUUAGAAAUAAAUGCAUGUGCUUGCCAAGCGGAGGAGAUAAUUAUGCAGUAUUUCCUCUAUUGCACACAUGCCAUGGUUUGGUCCACUGAAAUGAAUGGACUAAAUGAGACAAGUAUAGCCUGUGCUGGUAUACUUGCUAAUUUAAACUGUUCAUUUCAUUGGACCUGCUCUUCUCAAGGUCAUGAGAUUGAAUCCUUGCCACAGUGGCUACAUUUUGAUGGAGUGAAAAUGUGUGUGAUGUCAGUGCAUGUUAUAAAGAACACUGAGUGGUCAAAAAUUAAUUGGCAGCCUUCCGCUUUUGUGUUCUAAAAAAUCCAUGUGCAGCUUCGAAAUGUUAAACCUCUCAUUCCACCAUAUCAUUACCUGCAGUACAAGUGUAGCAGUUGCAUUGCUGAAUAAUAGGAAAGGCAAUAUUUUCGGGGAUCACUGGUUGAUUUCGUAAAAUAUAAAACUUGCCUAUCAGGGUAGAUAAGGCACAUGAAUUGAUUCACAAUGACGUGAGUUUAAAGGCGGGCGAGAGGCAUAUAGUGGAGGGCUGCUGAUAAAUUUUAACCACCAGUGGUUCUUUAAUCUGCACUGACAUCACUCGCCACAUACAUGUUUUUCACAUUUCACCUUCAUCAAACUGCACCCACCGUGGCUAGGAUUCCAUCGCAUUAAUUCAGUUUUCUUUGUUUUAUAAUUUCAGGGGGGAAGACAUACAGCAUCGUUCUUUUUGAAGAUGAAGAUGAAGUUUCCGUCGUGCCCACUUCGUGGAUUUCAGAAAACACAGUUAGGUGGCCACCAUUUAAGAGCACCGCAAAGAUAACUACUGCCAUCAAAGAGCAACAACCACCAUCAAGCGACUGGACUAGCUACAGAUGUCGAGUGUUGUGGACAUGUGGCAGCUAUGAAAGUGCUAGACAAAAAGAGCAGCAAGCAGAAUUCACAUCAGAUUUGGCCUCAGAUGUUGAAACAAUUCAGCAAAGGCGGAAGAGGCGGCCACCAGCGCGCCUGGAGUCUUCAGAUGAAGAGAGCAUCGACUUUCCUGUUCCUCUACGAGGACAGUGCUUUAAUUCUUCGCAACAAACUGCGAAGUUUGUUUCACGACCACCACCGCCAAAAAUUGUGAAAUUUUCACGGUUCAAGCCCCAGUCACUUGCUUCACAGGAUCCCCAGAUACAAAAGGCCCCACCUAGCCGGGAAGUGGCUUUAGAUGAUGGCGAUUCUUUUGCUGAAAAAAGGAAGCUUGACCAAAAUGCCAUGCUUGGAAAGUUGCUCAAGGAGGUGAAGGGAAUAAGAGCUCAGGUAGAUGGCCUGGAAAAAUCCAUCCAAAGGAUAGAGCAAGCCAUCACAGAAAAUAAACAACCGUGUGCACAACCUGUCAGCAGUGCCAUUCUUGAACUGCUUCCCCUGGCAACUCAUCAGAGGCUGGAAGAAUUGGAGUGGCAGCUUCAUGAUGAAAAAAACAGGACAGACCUCAUGGCCCAUUUAUCGCGAAUCGGUGGCACAUCAGUGCAAGAUUCUGUACGCAAAAUUAUGCGGAGAUGCAUGUGUGACACGUUGGCCCAGGACUUUUCUCUGACUGGGAGAAAAGGAAAAAGGCCAUUUAUUGGGCUAUACCUGCUCCAAGUCCUCACAGAAACGCUGAAAAGCAAUUUCGCACAGGCCACGGAGUCACAAAUACAUCUUUCGAUUGCCGAAUGGCUCCGUUAUGCACCAUCAAGACAGAAGAAACGGGAUGCAGCUUCGCCUUUGAUGUCAUGAAUCAGACCAUCAUCAUGAGCAGCUGGAGGCCACCAGGGGACAAGGGGACAAGAAGUUUCUAGAUGUGCUGAAUUUUUGAGGCAAAUGUUGACAGUACUUUAAAUUUGUAGUUUUCCAGUGCAACGGCACAUGGCCAAACAAGGGAUGAAGGAGACUUGGAAGAAAACAGUGCAGCAACAGGGACAAGACAGAAGACUGUACAGGUGCUGACUAGCAACUGAAGGUUUAUUGAAAAGGAAAACAUAAAAUAUACUCCCUUUACAACCUAGAGCACGCAUGGUCUACACCAACAACUCUGAUAAGCUGUCAGCUUCAGUUUUGGUGGUCAGCUACAACAGUUCGCAGUGAUGAACGAGGACGGAUGGGGUCCGCAACACAUGCGUAAUCACCCCAUCCGUCCUCGUUCAUGACUGUUACCUGUUGUAGCUGACCACCAUGACUGAAGUUGACAGCUUAUCAGAGUUGUUGGUGUAGACCAUGCGUGCUCUAGGUUGUAAAGGGAGUAUAUUUUAUGUUUUCCUUUUCAAUAAACCUUCAGUUGCUAGUCAGCACCUGUACAGUCUUCUGUCUUGUCCCUGUUGCUGCACUGUUUUCUUCAAGUAUGUACAAAUUCGCUUAUCUCGCCGUUUUACUUAAGUUGGGAAGAAGGAUAAAACAUGGCGCUCACUGACAACUGGUUAUUUAAUGAUGCAGACACUACUUAAAUGCCCUCAGUCCAGCGCAGGCGCACACCGUACAAGGAAAAAGGAACAUAUCACAACUUUAUCACAAAAAAAACGUUAAAGAAACACUAUUUCUAUGUUAUAUAAUGCAACUGAAGUAUUGCUCACAUAUUGUGAACCAGCAUUUUUAAUAUAAUGCGCCUCUGUCACUUCACAUGUGGUUUGUGGUCUGCUUCUGCUAAUGAUUUUCACACUUGAAAAUCUGUGUGCAGUCACUGCAGUGCUCGACAAAUUUGGAACCUGCCUUCAUUCUUUGUUCAAACUGUUCAAAACAUUAGCUAUGGUUUUUGUUCCUGAGUAGCCAAAAUAGGCUGCAUGUGUGCUGUUUUGUAGAUUGUUGCAAGUUUCUUUGUAAAGUAAUUAAAUAAUAUAAUCAUAUUUAUAAAGUAAUUAAAUAAUAUAAAUCAUAUUAGUGAAAUGUAAGCUCACAUGGCACAUUUUUCAAGCUGUGCUAAUGUGUUCAUGUAAUAUUAAGUGUAUUAUAUGUCUGCUUCCUUUUUCUAAGUUAUAUUUGUGAAACUAGCUGUAUGCCAAGCUAAAGUGCAGUUAUACAGCAGUCUGAAGCUUGAUGCUAGUGUAGUUGAUUCAGUUCUUGACAAAUAAAAUAGCGUUAUCAGAAACAAAUGAUGGCUACUUGUGAUGUGCACCCAUAUAUAUAAAUCAUUCUAAUUGUCAGAAUAACCACGUGCAGUGGUAUCUUCAGGUUACGGCAGCUUGUAGCAUCUAGAUGAUCAAGAGCACUAGUAGAGAGCUGAUGAAUAUUACAUAAAGAACUUGUUUAGAGUAAGCGGUCUGAAAAGUAUGGAAAAACAAUGUGUUGUGCUGUGCAGCCUUGUAAGUAUUUGUAUUCUAUAGCACAGCACCGCAUCACUGUGUAGCAAGGAGUAAUGGUCAGUUGCUCAUUCUUGCGACCUUAAACUGCCGUAACCGUUGUGGUAUGAGGAUACCAUUGCAGACUGUUUAGCCUUUCACGAGAUUAUUUUAUUGACCAGCAACCAUUGAUAGCUGAAAUAUUUCAGUGAUUUAGAAUGCGGUCUCAAAGUUUCUGAAAUGUUAUGACAGCAUUGCGGCAAUAUUGCAGUGACAUUGUCGUGGGAACGUUGCAUGUGUGCAAAUAAAAAGUUGUAGCAAUGUUGCAUUUA
Molecule: messenger RNA, 4489 nt
Organism: Dermacentor andersoni
Lineage: Eukaryota; Metazoa; Arthropoda; Arachnida; Ixodida; Ixodidae
Source: RefSeq, a predicted model, not a curated record